Messenger RNA from Kuraishia capsulata CBS 1993, 267 nucleotides. RefSeq lists its product as uncharacterized. NCBI's taxonomy places the organism in Eukaryota, Fungi, Ascomycota, Pichiomycetes, Pichiales, Pichiaceae. Gene Ontology annotation, cellular component: endoplasmic reticulum membrane; signal peptidase complex. The transcript has a single exon. The record is from RefSeq and is a predicted model, not a curated record. The coding region runs from base 1 to 267 and encodes 88 amino acids. Gene Ontology annotation, biological process: protein targeting to ER.
AUGGAUCAAUUAGUUUCGAAAUUUGAGGGAAACAUUGAUUUCAAGGGCCAACAACUUGCAGAAUCGGUCUCGAACACGGUAUUGAUAGUUGGUUCAGUGGCUUCUUGUUUAAUAGGCUUUGUUACUCAGAACGUCAAGCUGACUUGCUACGCUUUUGCUAUUUUUUUGAUCUUAGACCUUGUUAUUGUGGUGCCGCCCUGGAAACAGUAUCGUGCUAAUCCGGUGAGAUUUGCCACGUCCAAUCGCUCUAUUGAGGUAGUCAAUUAG